UGUUUUUGUUCCCUAAUUAAUAACUCUUUGUAGAAGACCAAUAUCUUCUGGGUCUGGUUCAUCAAGAGUUUUAUGCUCAAAUUCUUUUGGAAAAAUAUUAAAGUAAUGACCUUUGCUGAAUAUUUUGUCAGAAUUACACUCAUCUGCCAAAACAAUUUUCUCUUCUCUAUAUCUUCGAUAUGAAUAAGCUUUCUCAAAGUUCAAGUAAUAUACCUCGCAUUAGAAUUUAGUAGCAUUAAUUUUCAUUAGAGUCAGGAUUUUGUAACCUGAGCUUUAAACCCUCUUAAGAAGUAACUAUAUGGGAGGAUAUACUAGUUCAAUAAAUGAGUACAAGGUUUUUGUUUCUCCUCCUCUUGAUCAGAAGCCAUAUCCAAAACAUGACAGAGUCAAGUAGAAUUUUUAAAGAUAAACUGUCUUCUGGUUUAGCAAAAAAAGGGAGUAUACUAAGUCUUUAUUUAUGGGCAUUGUAAAUAAACAAACAACUUAGAGUAGAAAUGAGCAUCUUAAUAUAAUUAAUCACACGAUCUAAAUUUUUAAAGAAGUUAAACUUGAAAUCCUGGGUUUCUUCUCUGGGAAUUCAAAUUAUAGAGUCAAUAAAAGUCAUGAGGAAUCACUGCGAACUUGGCUCAACUAAAGUCUCACUGAUCUGCAAUUGAACUUACUCUAGUUCUUUAGCAUUGUCUCUAGUAAUAGGCUGAGUUUGACUCUUCAUUUAUUCUUAUAAAGAAGUGU
Moneuplotes crassus is the source of this 732-nucleotide messenger RNA. NCBI's taxonomy places the organism in Eukaryota, Ciliophora, Spirotrichea, Euplotida, Euplotidae. The record is from the annotation of a GenBank genome assembly.